Molecule: messenger RNA, 1116 nt
Organism: Camellia sinensis
Lineage: Eukaryota; Viridiplantae; Streptophyta; Magnoliopsida; Ericales; Theaceae
Product: copper transporter 5.1
Biological process (GO): copper ion transmembrane transport
Cellular component (GO): plasma membrane
Molecular function (GO): copper ion transmembrane transporter activity
Source: RefSeq, a predicted model, not a curated record
GAUAGAAAGAAAGAAAUUCACAAUUCCUCGUUCUCUCCUCAUUCAUUUUUUUUAUUUUUAAUCUUUUAUUUUUUUCUUUACCCCUCGAAGCAAAAAGCAAAACAUUCCUCUCUCUUUCCAAAUUUCCCUAUUCUCUUCUCUCCCUACCUAUCUUCCAUUGGAUGAGAUCGAAUCGGAUCGGAAAAAACAACAUAUUGAUUAGUAGUAGUAGAGGUGGUAGUAUCAAGUAAGUAUUAAGAAGAGAUCAGAGAAGGGAAGAAGAGAUGAUGCACAUGACCUUUUAUUGGGGAAGGAAGGUAACGCUGUUGUUGGAUUCGUGGAAGACGGAGACAUGGACGGAGUACGCCCUCACCCUCUGCGCCUGCCUCCUCUUCUCCGUCUUCUAUCAGUACUUGGAAGACAGACGCCUCCGCUUCAAACUGAUUCUCUCCUCCUUAAACAACAAGACUCCUACUCCUCCUCCUCCUCCUCCCUCCCCUUCCAUCAUAGAUGAUCAUCAUACCCCUCUCCUCUACCAUAAGCUGCUCUCCUCCUCCUCUGGCGGCCGCUGGAGCCCUGCCAGGUUCGCUGGAGCCCUCCUCUUCGGGGUCAACUCCGCCCUCGGAUACCUCCUUAUGCUCGCCGUCAUGUCUUUCAACGCCGGCGUCUUCCUUGCCAUCGUCGUCGGCCUCGCCUUUGGCUACUUGCUCUUCAGGAGUGCCGAUCAAGAUUUGCUUCUCCUUGACAAUCCUUGCGCCUGUGCUUAAAAACCAUAUAUAAUAAUCUGAAUGGUUUGAUGGUGGGAGACUUUGGAUCUGAAAUAUCCGGGGAGCUUUUCUGUGAUUGGAUCUGAAGAUCUCAGUGUGUGUGUGUGUGUGUGUGUGUUCCCCCCCCCCAACCAAUACCGAUAGAUGGGGGAGCUUUUCUAUAUUACAGACACAUCUCCCUUUCUUUCUCUUGCGUUUAUUGUCUUUUCUUUUCAAAUCUGUAUGUGUGUAAUUGUAUCCUUGUGAAUAAAUGAAUGUCGAAAUGGUUGGGGGUGGUUGUUGAUUUUCAUUUUUUCAUUUUUUUUUGGUUUUUUGGAGCUGUUUCUUUUAAUCAACGCUUAAUUAAUAAAACGGAUCUUUUUACUGGCUA